Molecule: messenger RNA, 720 nt
Organism: Oppiella nova
Lineage: Eukaryota; Metazoa; Arthropoda; Arachnida; Sarcoptiformes; Oppiidae
Source: the annotation of a GenBank genome assembly
AUGAUAGACAUGAGUGGACCCACAUUUGGUAAUUACGACCAGUGUUUGAGUAUUGAAAGUCCCGAUGAAGAGGACAAACCUAAGUUUUACGGACAAUACUGUGGAAUGGAUGCCAAGGAUAACAUGGAUCUGAAUCCACAUACUAUGCCCCGAGAAUAUCUGGAAAACAUAGGCCAGAAGUUGCCCCAAAACACAGCUUUCAAUUACAAAAACUUUUUCAAUCAAUUCUUUGAGAACUACAGGAAAGUGUUGUAUCGCAUGACUCCCGACGACCUCUUGGAUGGCAUGGAGUUCGCAGAAAACCAAAUGUUUGAUAACAUAAGACUAAUGAACGGACUUUGUUUGCCCACCACUUGUAAUCCUGUAGAAGUGGGCAAAGCUCUCACUGAAUGAAUCAUAAUACCCCCGUUCAAUCGGUUUGUAUUGGGAGAUCUGCACGUAUAUGAGAUACUGAGUCAUCAAAACUUAAGACAAAUAAUGUUGGGCUGGAAAUCACAUUAUUGGGGACCUCUUAACUACAUUCAAACUCAACUCAUAGGCAUGUUAUUGGCCUACGCUGUCAGAUAUCAUCCGAAAGCAUACUUAGGCGGACCUAUAGGUCAUGUGAUCAUUUGGUUGACCACUUUCUCGAUAACAUUGGGUCUUAUGUAUUGGCAAAAGGAUAUGAUCAUGCCCGAAUUGGUGUUCAGCGAGAACUUCGUACAUAUAAUGAAUACUAUA